Drosophila ficusphila is the source of this 2011-nucleotide messenger RNA. RefSeq names its product probable cytochrome P450 305a1 (gene Cyp305a1). Bases 95 to 1609 code for a protein of 504 amino acids. Lineage: Eukaryota; Metazoa; Arthropoda; Insecta; Diptera; Drosophilidae. Gene Ontology annotation, biological process: xenobiotic metabolic process. The transcript has 3 exons. The record is from RefSeq and is a predicted model, not a curated record. Gene Ontology annotation, cellular component: cytoplasm; intracellular membrane-bounded organelle. Gene Ontology annotation, molecular function: iron ion binding; oxidoreductase activity, acting on paired donors, with incorporation or reduction of molecular oxygen, reduced flavin or flavoprotein as one donor, and incorporation of one atom of oxygen; heme binding.
UGGCGUUCGGACGCUCUGAAAUUUUGGCUUCCUAUUUAAUAGCAAUUUAAUUGGACAAAUUGGAUUUGGUGACAGUCACAUAAGAUAUAUUAAAAUGAGUGCCCUCAUAUUUUUGUGUGCGAUUCUAAUUGGAUUUGUGAUUUAUUCACUUAUCAGCUCAGUUCGGCGUCCCAAGAAUUUUCCUCCAGGACCUUCAUUUCUUCCAUGGCUGGGCAACACUUUACAGUUCCGUAAGGAAGCCCGUGCCCUUGGUGGCCAGCACAUCCUGUUCGAGCGGUGGGCGCAAGACUUUCGGAGUGAUCUGGUGGGACUAAAACUCGGUCGAGAGUACGUGGUGGUUGCCCUCGGUCACGAGAUGGUCAAGGAAGUCCAACUGCAGGAGGUUUUCGAGGGACGACCGGAUAACUUUUUCUUACGCCUGCGCACCAUGGGAACCAGGAAGGGAAUCACCUGCACAGAUGGACAACUUUGGUACGAGCAUCGCCACUUUGCCAUGAAGCAGAUGCGACACGUGGGCUACGGACGGAGUCAGAUGGAGCACCACAUCGAACUGGAAGCCGAGGAACUACUCAGCCAAUUAGAACGCACGGAGGAGCAGCCAAUUGAACCGGUCACAUGGCUGGCACAAAGUGUCCUCAAUGUGCUUUGGUGCCUGAUAGCCGGGAAAAGAAUCGCCAGCCAGGAGGAUGGCACCCUGCGCCGCCUGCUUGACCUGAUGAACCGUCGAUCCAAGCUCUUUGACAUAUGCGGUGGCCUGCUGGCCCAGUUCCCCUGGCUGCGCCAUGUGGCUCCCGAUCGCACUGGCUACAAUCUCAUCCAGCAGCUGAACACGGAGCUAUAUGGCUUCUUUAUGGACACAAUCGAGGAGCACCGGCGGCUGCUAGCCAAGGAUCCCUCGCCGUCAGAGAGCGAUCUUAUUUAUGCGUACCUUCAGGAGAUGAGGGAUCGCAGUUCCAGUGGCGAGAACAGCAGCUUCAAUGAGACACAGCUGGUGAUGACCAUCCUGGAUUUCUUUAUAGCUGGUUCUCAGACCACCAGCAAUACGAUCAACUUGGCAUUGAUGGUGCUGGCCAUGCGAACGGAUGUCCAGGAGAAGCUAUUCGCUGAGGUCACCGCUAGUGUGGCUGCUGCGAGUUCCGACGCAUUUCCCCACUUGAGCCGGCGCGAAUCGUUCGACUACAUGGAUGCCUUCAUCAUGGAGGUGCAGAGGUUCUUUCACAUUACUCCGAUUACGGGUCCAAGGCGAGCACUGUGGGACACCAAGCUUGGUGGCUACGAUAUACCCAAGAACGCCACCAUUUUGAUUAGCCUGCGUUCUGUGCAUCUGGAUAAAGAGCACUGGAAAGAUCCCCUUGAGUUCCGACCGGAGCGGUUUCUCGAUUCGGCUGGUAAGUGCUUCAAGGACGAGUACUUCAUGCCCUUCGGACUGGGCCGACGUCGUUGUCUUGGCGAUGCCCUCGCUCGUGCCUGUAUCUUCUCGUUUUUGGUGCGAAUCGUUCAGCAUUUCAGCAUCAUCCUUCCGCCGGGUGAAACUCCAUCCAUGGUCCUGCUGCCUGGAAUAACGCUCACUCCAAAACCCUAUAAGGUGCAGUUCGUAAGGCGCAACUGAAUGCACUAUUCAAUUGCACGGUGUCGGUGAUAAACGUCCAUUGGGGAAUAUAGUACAUAUAUUAUAUAUGUACAUGUUGAAGUGUUAAGUGUAAUAAACAUUUGAAUAUAAGCUUAGGACCAAGAGAUGGUGCUAAAUGUAUUACCCUUUGUAACUCCCGGUUGAAGAAUAAAUCCAUUUAAAUAGGAUAAGAUUAAAAAACAUAUUUCAACAUAGUCCUCUUUCAAUACAUAUAUCUACACGUUAAAAAAGUAUUAAUAACCAUUUAUGAUAUACUUAUUAGUUGUGGUCUAGUUGUUCUUUAUUGAUGUGUCCUCUAAAUUUAAUUUCAAGUUUCAUAAUUUAAACAAUUUUACAUGCGGCGAAUUGCAUAACAAAAUCAAAUAAAAACAUUUAAAGUUA